Messenger RNA from Prorocentrum cordatum, 2460 nucleotides. The record is from the annotation of a GenBank genome assembly. Lineage: Eukaryota; Dinophyceae; Prorocentrales; Prorocentraceae.
AGCAACGGGGCGAUCGAGAACGCAGUGGAGAGAGUGGAGCCGUUGCUACGUACGUUGCACAGCGAGCUUGAGGCGAAGUUGGAGGUGAAGAUUGGCCCCAAGAGUUUGAUCAUGCCAUGGUUGGCCAGACAUGUAGGAUACUUACCCACGAGGUUCGCUAUCAAGACGGACGGGGGAACAGCUUGGGAACGACUUGGCCGCGCAAAGUACAAGUCAGAGCUUGGGAAGGUCGGCGAGACGAUCGAUUACAAGAUCCAAGCGAAGGACUACUCCAAGCUAGAGCCGAGAUGGGGAGAAGGUAUCUUCUUGGGACGACGCGACGAGAGUGACGAGAUCAUCGCGGGCACCGCGCGAGGCAUCGAGCACGCCAGGGCGAUGAAGCUGAGAGCCGCAGAGGACAAGUGCAACAAGGAGGUCUACAACACGUUCAUAGGAGUUCCAUGGGAUCCGAGAGGCCUGGAGGUGAAGGACCAGAACGAGGUGAUUCGGCGACGGAAAUACAUCACGAUUGAGGAGCAUGGGCCUACCGACGGGCGUGCAGUUUGCGAGGUAAACUCUGCGAUUCACAACGCGAGGUGCAGUACCAGGUUUGCCAAGAUCUUCGAUGAAGCCGAGCCGAAGAUCGAGAUGGCGGUUCAGUUCGAGCAGGACGCGGAGAUGACAGGCAACGCGAUCAUUGCAGGAGGCGGCGUUGCUCCCACUACGCCGAGGCGAGACGAGGACAUGGAGAUCGGGAUCAGCAUGUCAGUUACAAAGGAGGAGGACCGUCACGUCUGCGAGGAGACGGAACCGAGGGUAAACUACGAGAAGUUGGUGGGAGACGGAGUCUACCGAGAUGCGUACACAGGUGAGGGGUUGCCGAAGGAUCUAAUCAUCAAUGGACGGACCAAGGAGAUGAAGAGCAUGGAGGAGUUUGAGGUCUUCGGGCGGGUACCGUUCGAGGACUGGAUGAACCCAUUUAACACCAAGUGGAUCGCCUGCAAGAAGUACGACUUGCAGCACAACGGGUGGAUCGUGAGGACUAGUGAGCAGAGGGGGAAGAAACUUGGGAUGUACGUCAUGUCCGUGGCGUUUUCCAUGCGAGAAGUUCGAGACAACUUCAGCCACAACGGGUAUGAGGAGUUGAAGACGGUAUGCUGCCUGUACUACCAUCCUGGCAAGGACUCACUGUGUGCAGGACAUGGGGAUGACUUUGUGGUGGAGGCCUACGACGAGGAGCUGGGUGAGUUUGAUGAGCUCAUGGCUAACAGGUUCAAGGUCAAGCCGCAACCAAGAGGGGGCCCAGGAGGAGCAGGUGAAGGCACGCUUCUCAACAGGACAGCGCUCUGGGGCGAGGAGGGCUUCGGCAUAUUGCCUGAUCCGAAGCUGAUCCUGAAGAUGGUCGAGUUGCACGAGCUCAAGCAGGCCAAGCCCUCAGAGACACCGAGUUCAAAACACACGGCGAAAGGAGUUCGUGAAGCGGAAGAUCCAGUGGGACGACUGGGAUCCACAGUUUACCGAAGUUGUGGAGGUAUCGCGCAGUACAUGGCUGGAAAUCGAUGGGACGUUCAGGAAGCAGUUCGAGAGCAGAGUUGUUCGUACAACGAGCUGCGUGUGAAGCACGUCCUCAAGCAGAAGCGCCUGGUCAGGUACUUGAAGGGGACGGCCGACAUUGUGAUAUUCUACCCGUACCAGGAGGAGAGGUUCAAAGUGAAGGCGCCGGUUGAUGCAGACUGGGCAGGUCUUGAGGCGACGUGCAAGAGUAUCUCAUCAGGAGGAGUGCGACUAGGAGCUCACUUGUUAGAGAGUUGGGUGUUGUCUCAAGCGACGGUGGCACUUUCAAGUGGUGAAUCGGAGUUCUAUGCGAUGGGUUCGGGCACUGCAAGGGGGUUGACCAUGAAGCACGCGUUGCAGGAGAUGUCCGACAUGCGAGGAGAGAAGAUCAAGAUCACCCUGGAGUUGGAGACGGACCCAGCAGCAGCGAGGGGCAUGAUACACCGGCAUGGAGUGGGCCGAGUGCGACAUCUACAGACGAGGUGGAUAUGGCAUCAAAAUUUGGCACGCGACGGUGAGAUGGAAGUGGCGAAGGUCAAUGCCAAAGACCAGGUGGCCGAUAUAGGGGUAAAGUCUAUGGACAAGGAGACGCUGAGGAAGCACAUGAAGACGUUAGGGUUGACCUCCAUCAAGUUGACAAGCUUCAAGAGCCCAGAGGUACUCACGAAAGUCUUGGCGGCCAUGACGAUCAUGAAUGGAGCAGAGGCCGCGGAGUACUACUACGAGGAUGAAGUCAACAUCAAGGUGAGCAUGGCGAGUGAUGUUAGUUGGUGGAAUGUCUUUUCGCAUCUGGUGGUAACGAUCAUGGCAGUGGCGUCCAGUUAUUAUGCGUUUGUGGUGAAGGAGAAUCAGAUCGGGGUGGAGGGGCAAACCUUCAGCACCCGAGGACCCGAGGCUGAGCAGCUGCGGGCACAGUGGGACAGAUAA